Gossypium raimondii (Peruvian cotton) is the source of this 2136-nucleotide messenger RNA. RefSeq names its product nucleobase-ascorbate transporter 1. The record is from RefSeq and is a predicted model, not a curated record. Gene Ontology annotation, molecular function: transmembrane transporter activity. The transcript has 14 exons. Gene Ontology annotation, biological process: transmembrane transport. Gene Ontology annotation, cellular component: membrane. NCBI's taxonomy places the organism in Eukaryota, Viridiplantae, Streptophyta, Magnoliopsida, Malvales, Malvaceae. The coding region runs from base 249 to 1811 and encodes 520 amino acids.
GUGAGUGAGAGGUGAAGGGGGGCUUUCAGUGUGAGAGCCUAUUGCUGGCAUUGCUUUAGUUCAUUGGCGGCAUAUUAUUCUCUUUUUAUAACUUUUUAUUAAUUUUCCUUGGGAAGCCUCUUUUCUUCUUCACUUUAUAUCUGUACUUCGCUACUUUCUUCUCAGUUUCCCUUCUUCUUUCCUCUUCUUGUUUUUCUGAUUCUUCCUGCUUCUUCUUCAUAUUUUUUUUCUUUUUCCAAAGCUUCGAAAUGGCAGAAAUAAUCCAUCCUCCUAUGGACCAGCUUCAAGACCUUGAGUACUGCAUAGACUCUAACCCUCCUUGGGCUGAAACUAUCCUACUAGCAUUUCAGAACUACAUCCUGAUGUUGGGUACCAGUGUAAUGAUCCCGUCAGUGCUCGUCCCAGCAAUGGGUGGAAGUGAUGGGGACAAAGCACGGGUAAUACAGACUUUGCUCUUUGUAGCAGGCAUUAACACACUUCUCCAAGCACUUUUCGGAACAAGGUUGCCAGCAAUCGUUGGAGGUUCUUUUGCUUACAUCAUCCCAAUAGCUUAUAUAAUAAAUGAUUCCUCACUGCAACGGAUUAGUAAUCGACAUGAGAGAUUUAUACAAACGAUGCGAGCUAUUCAAGGAGCUCUUAUUGUAGCCUCAAGCAUACAAAUUAUCCUGGGAUACAGUCAAGUUUGGGGUCUCUUUUCACGGUUUUUCAGCCCUCUUGGUAUGGCACCGGUGGUUGCAUUAGUAGGCCUGGGAUUGUUUCAGAGAGGAUUUCCUUUGCUGGGAAAUUGUGUAGAAAUCGGACUGCCAAUGCUUUUGUUAGUUAUUGGAUUGUCACAAUAUCUAAAGCAUGUGCGGCCCAUAAGAGAUGUCCCUAUUUUUGAAAGGUUUCCUGUAUUGAUAUGUGUUGCAAUCAUUUGGAUCUAUUCCCUUAUACUGACUGCCAGUGGGGCUUACCGUGACAAACCUAAUGCUACUCAACUUAGUUGCCGUACUGACCGAGCAAAUCUCAUAUCUACUGCUCCAUGGUUCAUGUUCCCAUACCCUCUUCAGUGGGGACCCCCUACAUUUUCAGCUGGCCAUUCAUUUGCUAUGAUGUCUGCUGUUCUGGUGUCUAUGGUUGAGUCGACUGGAGCUUACAAGGCAGCAUCUCGAUUGGCUAUUGCAACCCCACCUCCAGCUUAUGUAUUAAGCCGCGGCAUUGGCUGGCAGGGUAUUGGCAUCUUGCUUGAUGGUCUUUUUGGAACAGGCACUGGUUCUACUGUUUCUGUGGAAAAUGUUGGACUCCUUGGACUAAGCCGAGUUGGGAGUCGCAGAGUUGUUCAGUUAUCUGCUGCCUUCAUGAUAAUUUUCUCCAUCUUAGGAAAAUUUGGAGCUGUGUUUGCAUCCAUACCUUUCCCAAUCUUUGCGGCACUAUACUGUGUACUCUUUGGUCUUGUAGCUUCAGUUGGAUUAUCAUUUCUCCAAUUCACAAACAUGAACUGUAUGAGAAACCUCAUUAUCACAGGGCUAUCACUUUUCCUUGGAAUUUCCAUCCCUCAAUUCUUUAACGAAUAUUGGAAUCUCAAGCACCGAGGUCUCGUUCACACAAAUGCCGGAUGGUUCAACGCAUUUUUGAAUACCAUAUUCUUGUCUCCGGCAACGGUUGGUCUGAUUGUGGCGGUGUUUUUGGAUAAUACGUUGGAAGUGGAAAAAUCAAAGAAAGAUCGUGGAAUGCCGUGGUGGGUUAAGUUCAGAACAUUCAGAGGAGACAAUAGAAAUGAAGAGUUUUACACAUUACCAUUCAAUCUCAACAGGUUCUUUCCACCAACCUAGUGGAGUUGAACAUCAAGCCAAAAAAGAUCAGAAGCUAAUUUCCAUUUAACAAUUUGAUCCAAUCCGAUUUGAUUAACUUGAAGGAUUCUUUAGUUUUUGUUUUUCUUAUUGGUUGAAAAGAAGGAUCAUGUUCAUCAUAUGAGAAAAGCAUAUUGGUAGUAACCUAAUUUUCCUUUUAUUUUGACUGUGGUUCCAAUAUAUAUUUUUUUGUGGGCCGAUGUAAGAGGGGUCCUGGGUAAGGUUGUAGAGCAUUUAGUUGUCUUGUUGGUUAAGUUUGUAGAUGGUUGGCAAUAAUAAUAAAGAAAAUCAGUUAAUUCAAAUCCAA